AUGGGUGAGUGGAGGAGCUGCCUUCUGCCGCUGCUGGCGCUGCUGUUGGCCGCCGUCCCCGGGGCCGUCGCUUCAGAACCAUGGAGGCACAAAGCUUUAACAGAGAUGUUUAUGAGUGGGCUGGAGACAUUUCAUUCAUCAGGAGUGAAGCCACCUCACUUUCAAGAGGCAUUGCAUCAUCUCGCCCUGACAAAUAAGAUUGAGUCAGAAUAUCUUUCAGAUCUGAGCCAAAAGGACCAGGAGACCACUUGUGUACUCUGUGAUGUAUUUGUGAAUGCAGUAAUGGAGUAUUACAAGAGUGGGAAAUCAAAAGAUGAAUUAGAAGCUUUACUCUUGGAAGCUUGUAUCACAUUCAACAUACAAACUGAGGAAGUCUGCAGAGGCAACAUCGAGGGAAGUAUUGAUAUAAUGGUGUACAUAAUUGAUAACACCCCAACUCUCACAGCAAAGCAGAUAUGUAGUGUUCUUCUGCAGGACUUGAAUUGUCCAGAGAAUGAUCCACCAUAUGAAUGGACAGUUGAUAUUGAUCUGGGUCAGAAGCCACAGUACGUUCCACCAUCAGAUCCAGCGGAGGUUGAGCUUCUCACAGUGCUACAUAUAACAGAUACUCAUCAUGAUCCAAAGUACUCACCUGGUAGCAUUGCAACAUGUGGAGCACCGGCAUGCUGCCGCAUUGAUCAGGGUCAAGCACCGGAUGAAGCAUCUGCUGCUGGUUACUGGGGUGACUACAGGAAAUGUGACAUACCCUGGUAUGGUGUGGUGUCUAUGCUUACAAAUGCUGUCACUUAUAAUCCUGACAUCAGUUAUGUUUACUUUACUGGUGAUGUAAUUGACCAUGGAGUGUGGGAGACAAGUAAAGAAAGGAAUAAUGAGUCAUUCCAGCUUUUUUAUCCAACACUGAAACAAGCAUUCGAUGAUGCACCUGUUUUUCCAGCAGUUGGCAAUCAUGAUGCACAUCCUCAGAACCAGUAUGCACCUGAUGAUGUAACAGAUGAAGCCGUGUCCACUAAAUGGCUGUAUGAAACAAUGGCAAACCUGUGGCAGACAUGGCUACCAGCUGAAAUAGUGCCAACUGUUACAAAGGGUGGAUAUUAUACAACCCUUGUGAGGCCAGGUCUUCGGAUCAUAUCUCUCAACAACAAUGUGUGCUAUAAAUACAACUGGUGGAUUCAUUACAAGCCUGCAGAUCCGUAUGGGCAGCUGAAGUGGUUAGCAGAAACAUUACUUGCAGCUGAAGCAGCAGGAGAAAAAGUACACAUUCUUGGUCACAUACCAUCAGGAGAUAGUAACUGCUAUUCAACAUGGUCAAGAGAAUACAACAGAAUAGUUGAUCGAUUUGAGUAUACCAUUGCAGCUGUAUUCAAUGGACACACACACAGAGACAGGUUUCAGCUGCACUAUGCUUCUGAUGAUCCAUCAAGGGCCAGCAUUGUUGCUUACAAUGGAGGAAGUCUUGUGACAUACUAUGAUGUAAAUCCAAAUUACAAAGUAUACAAAGUAGAUGGAAAUACAGGAGCUGUUGUGGAUUACACUACUUGGAUGUUUAAUCUUACUGAAGCCAACCUUGAUCCUGAUAAUGAACCUAACUGGUACAAACUUUACUCCUUCCAAGAAGCUUAUGGUGUAGAGUCUAUGAACUUGACUGAAUUGAACAAAUUAGUCCAUCGAAUGGCCGAGACUCCUGAGAUCAUACAACAAUACUAUGGAUAUUCUGUGAAAGAGGGAGAUCCAAGCUUAGAAUCAGGGUGUGAUGCAGACUGUGAGAGGAGUCAACUAUGUACUAUUGUUACAUCCUAUUUCAGAGACACUACUAAAUGUGAUGAAUUAACAGCAAAUAUGCCUGUAAAAGCAGAAGUUCCAAAUAAGUAAUUUAAAUGAAAGCCACAAAGAUGAAACUACCUUGUAACCAACACGUUACAGGUGAAAUUAGUGAAGUACUCAUGUAAAAAGCUGAAAAAUCAGUAAUGUUUUAAAACCUCUGCAGAGCAUUCAUUUAUUUUAAUGUGACAUAGAUUUUGUAGCCAUUCUGUGCAAGGAAGCAGUGAGUCAGUAACUACAAAAAUUAUGAAUAAAACAAAGUUUUAUUUGAAAAAUAUGUUUCUGUAUAUGUAACAAAACUACGGGCCUUGCUCAACCUCAGUCAAAAAUUAUUAA
Molecule: messenger RNA, 2154 nt
Organism: Schistocerca americana (American grasshopper)
Lineage: Eukaryota; Metazoa; Arthropoda; Insecta; Orthoptera; Acrididae
Product: sphingomyelin phosphodiesterase-like
Exons: 11
Coding region: 1-1869 (622 amino acids)
Biological process (GO): ceramide biosynthetic process; sphingomyelin catabolic process
Cellular component (GO): lysosome
Molecular function (GO): acid sphingomyelin phosphodiesterase activity
Source: RefSeq, a predicted model, not a curated record